Zymoseptoria tritici IPO323 is the source of this 1149-nucleotide messenger RNA. RefSeq lists its product as uncharacterized. The coding region runs from base 1 to 1149 and encodes 382 amino acids. Gene Ontology annotation, biological process: basic amino acid transmembrane export from vacuole. Gene Ontology annotation, cellular component: fungal-type vacuole membrane. The record is from RefSeq and is a predicted model, not a curated record. NCBI's taxonomy places the organism in Eukaryota, Fungi, Ascomycota, Dothideomycetes, Mycosphaerellales, Mycosphaerellaceae. The transcript is spliced from 2 exons.
AUGUUCCCACCAUCCGAAGGCUACAAUCUGGACAUCGAGGCCAUCUCUGGGAUCUGCGGGUCCAUCAGUAUCGCCUGUUGGGUUGUCGUCUUCUCUCCUCAGAUUGUCGAAAACUUCCGACGAAGUUCAGCCGAAGGUCUCAGCGUGGAGUUCAUCGUCAUUUGGCUGGCAGGAGAUGUUUUCAACAUUCUUGGCGCAGUGUUGCAGGGUGUUCUGCCUACCAUGAUUGUCCUUGCAAUCUAUUAUACCCUGGCGGACAUCGUCUUGCUCGGCCAAUGUUUCUACUACCGAGGCUUUAGUCUUCGUGAUCCAAGACCCGACAAGGAGCCUAGUGCUGUCGCAGAUGAACCUUCUGAACGUUCGCCUUUGAUCGCGAAUGGUAACGCCGAGUCCGUAAGACCAAGCCGUCCAGCCAAUGCCGCCGAUGUGGAGUACAAUUCGCGAACGCGAUCAAGUUCCUCCUUCAGGGAACGACUCUCGAGCAUGGAUGCCACGUUCCUCUCUCCUGCAACACCAAUACACCCGCAACGUAAAGACGACCCGUCGAGCGAGGUACUCAAGCCUCAACAGCCAAAGAGCUGGACGAAGGCGAUCUUGUUCAACGGCACUGCCAUUCUUGUCGUCAUUGCCGCUGGUAUCGCCGGUUACUACCUCAGCCCUUCAGCGCCGGAGCACAAGCAGCAGGAAUCUCCCGCAGAUGAGCAAGCAGCUUCACUCAAACUGAACCUCUGGGGCCAGAUCUUUGGCUAUGUUUGUGCCGUGCUGUAUCUGGGCAGCCGUGUCCCUCAACUCCUGCUCAACUAUCGCCGGAAGUCUACCGAGGGAUUGAAUGCCUUGUUCUUCCUCUUCGCCUGCAUUGGGAACUUGACAUUCGUCUGUUCAAUUCUGGCCUUCGAGCCGAUCUGCAGCCAGCAUCAUCGUGGACACUGGAGGGAGAGCCAUUGCCAGCCGGGCGAAGCGCCCGCGAUUUACGGUCAAUACAUCCUCGUCAACCUGAGCUGGCUGAUCGGAAGUCUCGGAACCCUUUUCCUGGACUUCGCAGUGUUUGUUCAAUUCUUCAUGUACCGCAAUAACAGGCCGAAGGCCAAUGCGGUCGCAGCUGGAGCCCAGGUUCAGGAAGCUCGAGGUCGGGAGGCGGGCGAGCGUUGA